ACCUCUGCUUUACCUUCCUACAAAAACCAUCCAUUUACAAAACAACAGAUAGAUACAAAAAAGCUUCUCAAGAUCUUCUUUCACAAGGCUUCUCCAAUUCACGAAGUACCAAAACUCGCUUCUAAAAGAAACACCAUGAGUUAUCUUAACAAGGUCUGGAUGGCAGCAUCAUUCGUCGCCGUUCAAGGAAACGCCGAUCACGGCGUCAAGUUGAAAAGCGGAAUCACCUCCGCUCACCGUCUCCAACGCAGGCUUUCCUCCGAUCUCCGUCCUCUCGCCGCCGCAGAUCUCGCCGGCGACGGUAUCCCAUCUGAAGAUAGACGUCAUCACUCUUCUUCCGCUCCCGCCGAUGAGUCUCUCCGCCAAGUCAUGUACCUCAACUGCUGGGCUCAAGGCUAAAAUUCUUUAAUAACAUCUCCCCAUCUGAAGAUGAUGGUGAUUAACUCCCUCUCAUGAACUCGAUCGCUUGAGUCAAGAUUCUGGAUGCUAACUGUAUAUAGUUUUGGUUUCAUCUGGUUGAUGGUUUGACUCGCUCUUCUGCUCAUGGACUCCUCGUUUGAGUCAUCUUUUUAUGGAUGCAAACUGUAUAUAUAGUUUGGUUACGUCUCUGUGAUUAUUAGAAAUGUUUGAAAAGUUCAAAGCUAAAGCGUUUCGAUUCGAUCAUUACAACUACUCUGUUUCUGUUUCGCUUGUCUUUUUUCUAUGCAAUCUUGAUAGCGAUUACCACUUUAAUUCAA
This is a messenger RNA of Capsella rubella, 737 nucleotides long. RefSeq lists its product as uncharacterized. Bases 136 to 399 code for a protein of 87 amino acids. The record is from RefSeq and is a predicted model, not a curated record. Lineage: Eukaryota; Viridiplantae; Streptophyta; Magnoliopsida; Brassicales; Brassicaceae. The transcript has a single exon.